AUGUUCUAUUCUAUUUUGUUAACUUUAAUUUAUUCACAAAGCAUUUUAAAUGAAUUAAGAUACGUUGUAUUAGAUUCAAGUAAAUAUCCUAUUAAAUCAACUAAACAACUAUCCAAACAUUACAAAGAAGUUAAGAAUUUAUUUCCUGGUUUUAACGCCACUUUCUCGUUAACAAAAGCCUCUAAAUUAGAUCAUUUUAUGAUUCUUCAUAAAAAUCAACUAGUAGCAUUUUUAGUUGUUGAUAAGUUAAAAGGACUAAUCAAUAAAAAAACAACUGUUGAUGUAUUUGGAUACUUUCUAGUAUGCGUUACUCCUAAAUAUCAAAAUAUGGGACUUUCAAAAAAACUAAUGAAAUUUUCUGUUGAUUAUUAUAAAAAGAACCAUAAAGAUGGUUAUUUAGCCUUACACAUAUCACCAAAAGAUGAGUCAAUGGCAUUAGCAGCUAAAGUUUAUUAUCAAAUGGGAUUUACAAAAUUUACGUGGUGUAAAUAUUCAUUUAGAGAUUAUUUAAAUAAUCUAGACUUUUAUUUUGAUAAUUUUAUAGAUUUUUAUCAAACUUUUGAGAAAAAAGACAGUAAAAUUAAAGGUGGUUAUUUGUGUUCGUUUAUAAAAAUCACAGACUUUUUAAGUAAAAAAAUAAAAGCACCUAAAAAUUCAUUAAAAGAAGGUGAAAGAAUUAAAAAGUUAAUGACUGAAAGACUGAUUAAUUAA
This is a messenger RNA of Hepatospora eriocheir, 711 nucleotides long. Lineage: Eukaryota; Fungi; Microsporidia; Hepatosporidae. The record is from the annotation of a GenBank genome assembly.